This is a messenger RNA of Equus caballus (horse), 1783 nucleotides long. The record is from RefSeq and is a predicted model, not a curated record. Lineage: Eukaryota; Metazoa; Chordata; Mammalia; Perissodactyla; Equidae.
CGGUUGUGGGCGCCCAUGUCUACGCGGCCGCGACCGUUUGGUUUAGAUGCUGCUCGCCGGAUCCGCGUCCUCCGGGAAGGCUGGUGCUGACCACUGUGCCUCUCUUCUUCCUCCGAGUUCCUAUGAUUUACCGCGUGCCUCCCGAUAGUUGAGGAGGUGACGGGAAAACAAUCUGGCAUCAGGGAAGGACCCACGGCAGGAGUGAGGGAAACUGAAGAGAAGUUGGACGUCGCGCGGGCUCCAUAAGUGCCUAUGGAUUAUGGCAGGAAAAGUGAAAUGGGUCACUGACAUCGAGAAGUCGGUGCUGAUAAAUAACUUUGAGAAGAGAGGAUGGGUCCAAGUGACAGAAAACGAGGACUGGAAUUUUUACUGCCUGCAUCUGGGCAGGAAGGAGAAGCAACGAGAAACGCGAGAACAAUGGCUGUGCUAGAGCGGGUGGCUUCGUUGUCUGUUGCCAAAUUGAUGGAUGAGUGUGCAAACCAUCCGAAAUGUUUUUAGUGUCGAAACGGGCUAUCGGCUCUCCGACGAUCAAAUAGUCAACCAUUUUCCGAACCACUACGAACUGACACGGAAGGAUCUGAUGGUGAAGAAUAUUAAAAGAUACAGGAAGGAGCUGGAGAAAGAAGGCAGUCCCCUGGCAGAAAAAGAUGAAAAUGGGAAAUACCUCUAUCUGGACUUUGUUCCGGUCACCUAUAUGCUGCCUGCCGACUACAACCUGUUCGUGGAGGAGUUCAGGAAGAGCCCCUCCAGCACCUGGAUCAUGAAACCUUGCGGCAAAGCCCAGGGAAAGGGCAUCUUUCUGAUCAACAAGCUCUCGCAGAUCAAAAAGUGGUCCCGGGACAGCAAGACAUCUUCGUUCGUGUCCCAGUCCACCAAGGAAGCCUACGUGAUCUCUCUCUACAUUAACAACCCCCUACUCAUCGGCGGGAGGAAGUUCGACCUGCGCCUGUACGUGCUGGUGUCCACGUACCGCCCGCUGCGCUGCUACAUGUACAAGCUCGGCUUCUGCCGCUUCUGCACCGUCAAGUACACGCCAAGCACCAGCGAGCUGGACAACAUGUUCGUCCACCUCACCAACGUCGCCAUCCAGAAACACGGGGAGGACUACAACCACAUCCAUGGGGGCAAGUGGACAGUGAACAACCUGCGGCUCUACCUGGAGAGCACCCGUGGCAAGGAGGUGACCAGCAAGCUGUUUGACGAGAUCCACUGGAUCAUCGUGCAGUCGCUGAAGGCCGUGGCGCCGGUGAUGAACAACGACAAGCACUGCUUCGAGUGCUACGGCUACGACAUCAUCAUAGACGACAAGCUGAAGCCCUGGCUGAUUGAGGUUAAUGCGUCCCCAUCCCUCACCUCCAGCACCGCCAACGAUCGGAUCCUCAAGUACAACCUGAUUAACGACACCCUCAAUAUUGCGGUCCCCAAUGGCGAAAUUCCAGACUGUAAAUGGAACAAGUCACCCCCAAAGGAAGUUCUUGGCAAUUAUGAAAUUCUGUACGACGAAGAGCUGGCGCAGGGUGACGGGGCUGACCGAGAGCUGAGAAGUCGUCCGGGCCAGUCGCUAGGACCCAAAGGGGGCCGAUCGAGAGACUCGGGAAGAACCGUCCUCACAACCUGGAAGUGACCUCCAGCGAGAGCAGAAGACUCCACCUGGGCCCCUGCCGAAACCUCUCACGCACCCGGGCCCUUGCUGCAGACCUGUUUUGAAAUUUCCCUUUUCUAGAGCUUUUUCCUUUAAGCCCUGUAAAUAAUAAAGGACUUCUUUGGAAGGUGAAGGAGUCUA